AUGUCGGAACAUAAUACAUGGGAGCAAUUAAAGCCCGUUCUUGCAAAGAAUGUACAAAGCUCCUCAGUGAGCACUAGGCUCAACACAUUAUCUACUAUUAAAGAAAACAUCGAAGCUCUUGAAGAGGCUGAAUUGAAAAUCAUUAGUGUUCUCCUCUUGUCAACUUAUAACUACUAUCAGGAUGCAGACUCCAGAAACGAAGUGAUUGAGACGUUGAAAGCUAUUGGACUGCGAGACCUGCGAUUCUUGCAAAUCUAUGUCGAGUUCAUCAAUAAAGAAAUAUCAGGACCUUUGCUCGCUCAAAGAGACUAUUUGACCUUGUUGGACUGGAUCAAUGCAUUUGUCAUUGAGCUCGCUAAAGAACAUAGACUACUGGAUAGCUGUGUUUCUGCUCAGGCAAAGAUUUUAAGUAAAAGUGUCGAGCAUCUAGCUGGAACAAGGACAAAAAGUACUUUAAACAAGUCACAGCAAAGAAUCUUGAAAUCAGUAAUGACCUCGACAAAAACAGCAAUCGCUAGAACUUUGGCAAAAGAUGCAACAUACCUCGACUUGAUUGUAAACAACGCACAAGGCUCAUCAUUCGCAUUGCUCGGUCCCUUGAACAAGGCUGCAGAGGAACUCAUCCCCACCGAGCCAUCCAUUAUUGAAAAAUUCCAAGAACAAAAAACAACAAUUUUAAACUCUUAUGUCAACCACAUUGUAUUGGGUAAAUCAUUACCUUCAGAUCUUGUAAUAAACAGUUUUGCGCCAUGUGUUGCGUCAUUGGUGGACCCAGAGACUUAUAAGGAGUUGUUACAACCAGCGAUUGAGAAAUCCGUGUUGAGAUCGUCCGAGAAUGCAUUUGAAUUGAUCUUGCCAUCUUUUUUCGAAAACUUGCCUCACAAAGUUUCCGUUUCAAGCAAAUUGUUGCAAUCGGUUAUUAGUGGGAUCAAGUCUCUGAAAGAACACGUGAGACUAGGUGCUUAUAACAUUUUGAGACUUUUGUCUUUAAAAUCAGAUUCCGAUCUCAGUGGUGAAAUCAUUAAGGCAAUCAAAGCUACAUCCAAUGCAGAGUCUAAAUCGUUACUCAUUAAAUCGCUCCUCUUUUCAUCUGAGGCGGAUAAGAUUGUCGAAGCACUUUUGCCACUUGCAGCAAAGGAACAAAACGAACACUCCUUAACCAGCUUGGUUAAUGUGCUUGCACAUCAUGCUAUUAAAUUGGAGUUUCCUGAGCAAGUGGUGCAAGCUUUCAUCACAGGAUUCAAAUCAAAGUUUCGCCGUGUUUGGUUUGUUGAAUAUGCUAAUGAAGUUUACUCAAACGGAAAUAAACAAGAUCAUGUUGUCCCAUCACAAUUUAUUCCAAUAUUUAAUGAGACUCUCGAAUCGAUUGAACAAGCACCUGCUGCAAAUAUCAAAGCAGUUGCUUGUGCCUUUGUUGUAUUGGCUUUAACUGAUAAAAAGGAAUCAUCCCUCCUUAAUGAUAGCAAGCAUUUCGAAAAAUUUGACGAAACUGACUUGGUGUGGUUUACCAGAGCAUUGACAGAUCAGGCAAAUGCAUGGCUUUUUGUUUUGACAGGCAAAAAAGUGCCUUAUUCUGUCAGAAAAAUUGCUCUUGACAGAUUUAAGCAAGUUGCAGAAACUGAUUUGAGUUUAGGAGACAAAAUUGUUAUCCAUGUUCAUAACCUCUCUCCAGAAUCGUACAAUCUCAAACUUUUGAGUCCAGUGUUUUCUAUAUUGACUCAGUUACAGGAUGUUGAACAGGUUAAGGAGAAUGCAGUGAGCUUAUUGGUGGCUGCAAGCGACCCACGAAUUGCUGUGAAUGGCGGAUGGAUUGGUCUUGUUCAACGUAGCGGUCAUUCACAAAAAGUUGAUAUUGCCACUUUGGUGAAGGAUAACUUUAAGCAUAUGUUUGACUUGUGUAAUGUUGACCGUAGUCCUGCAUCAAUCAAGGCGUUGGCUGCACUAGCAUUUAUCCAACCACAAUUGAUUCAUCCAAUUGUUAAACUUUUGGAGGAUGACUUGUCUUUGGAAUCUGCAAUCGAUGACACCACAAGACAAAUUUACCAUGGUACCGAGGGCGAAAUGGUCAUCGAUGUGCUUGAAAAGAAACCCAAGGCUUUGGAUAAAAACUCAAAAGAUUAUGAGAUAAAAGCAUGGGAGGAGAAAAUGAGCAAAGAAUUGAAACAAGCUAAGAAAUUGACACCGGAAGAAAAAAAGCUUGUUGCAGAGCAAGUAGCCAAGGAGUCCAAUAUUAGAGCUCAAGUGAAACAAAUAAUUUCUAAAGUUGAUUAUGCUACCGAUUUGAUUAGGGAGUUAACAGAACAAGCCAAAUUUGUUAAUAAUGGUGUUGAAUUUUGGUACCCUGUUGCCGUUAAGAAAUUAUUGGACCUUGCUGUCAUUGAAGGUGAUUUGUUUGAAAGUACUAUUGAUACUUUUUUGCAAUUGUCCGAAUUGACCAGCUCGAGAUUCGAAUCUAUGAGGAGAUUUAUCGGUGUUGCAGUGUUGCGUUUGCAUGAUAUUAAGUUGGAUGAGGAAUUGCUGCAGGAACCACUCGUUACCCUCUUGGGAAGAAUCUUGUACCGUAUCAAGAUUUUGAGUGAUCAAAAUCCACUAGAUGCAACUUCAUUGUCAUAUGUAUUACCACUUUUGACAAAGGUUCUUCAUCGAGGACAAGCAGCUGCAUUCAGAAACUCGAAAAAGAUUGCAGUUACUUCCGAGUUUGUUGAAAACGAUCCAGAAGAAGAACAGUUGUUGUUGUGUAUUGAGAUUAUUUCUGCACAUGCUGAAUUGUUUGCCGAUCCAGAAAUUCCAAGAACUAGCAUAUUGGAGAUUUUGAUCUCACUUAUGGCCAUUCCCUCGAAAGCCAAGUUGGUUAAGGAAUGUUUUCUUUCAUUGUGUCCAUACAUUGCCAUCAGCACCAGCGAAAAAGAUUUGCAAUUGUUGCUCAAGAAUGUUGUUUCACCUCAUGUGUUUGUGAGAUCAACGAUUUUGGAAGGACUCGAUUCAGAGUUUGAAUUGGAAGCAUAUUCAAAAGAAGUAUUUGUUGCUACGUUUGACACUGAUCACAAUAGUCAAGAACUUGCACAAACUAUUUGGGAAGAUAAUGGGUUGAUUGUACCAGAUACUACAAAUUUGUUGGACUUGUUUGGGUUAACAGAUGCUGGAUUGCGUUUGUCUGUUGCACAUGCCUACACGGAAGCAGCAAAAACCACACUGUUACAAGUUGAGGAAUUGUUUGAAUUUUACAUUGAAAAGAAGAACCCACCGGCACCAAAAUUGGAUGAGUUUGGUUUGGUUAUCAAAUCGACCAUCGACCAAAGGGAUAGAUGGGAAGAGAGAUCAACAAUUGCACAUUCCCUCAAAUUUCUUGUUCCGCUUUUGAGCAAACAAGAUGUUGAAAAAGUGAUUAAAUUCUUGGUUAAUGAAGCUCUUGGCGACAAAGAUGAACACGUCCGUCAGCAAUACCAGGAUGCUGGUAUCGAAGCUAUCAAAGCACACGGUGCUGAUAAUAUUGAAACAUUGAUCAACAUUUUUGAAGAGAAUUUGAGCUCCAAGAAUAUUAAGGAACCAGUUGUUAUCUUGUAUGGUUCCUUAGCUAGUCAUUUGGAGAUGAAUGAUCCAAGAUUGAAAGUCAUUUUCGAGAGAUUGAUCAAAUCUUUGGAUACCCCAGCAGUGCAAUUUGCAGUUGCUGAAUGUAUUGCUCCUUUGGUGCCAGCUUUUCAAAAGGAAUUACCAAAGUACUUUGACGAUAUGUUUGAGAAAUUGUUUACAGCCAAAACGCGUUCAAAACGUCGUGGUGCCGCAUUUGGUAUUGCGGGUUUGGUUAAAGGGUGUGGUGUCAAGGCUCUUGCUGAUUACGACGUGAUUCGAAACUUGACUGAUGCAUCUGACGACAAGAAGGAUCCCGUAAAGAGGGAAAGUGUUUCUUUGGCGUUUGAGAGUUUGUCCAAGACUAUGAGUAAAUACUUUGAACCAUUUGUGUUUGAAAUUUUGCCCAUUAUAUUAAAGAGUCUUGGUGAUGCGCAAGCGGAAGUUAGACAGGCCACCGAUGAAGCUGCGAAAGAGAUUAUGAAAAACACAACUUCUUUUGGUGUCAAAAAGCUUAUACCUUUGGCUAUAUCUAACCUUGAUGAGAUUGCAUGGAGGUCCAAAAAGGGUUCUGUUGAGUUGUUGGGUGCCAUGGCUUACUUGGACCCAGAGCAAUUGUCCGCUUCAUUAUCGGUGAUUAUUCCUGAAAUUGUAGGUGUGUUGAAUGACACACACAAGGAAGUGAGGAAGGCUGCUGAACAGUCAUUGAAGAGAUUUGGUGAAGUUAUUAGAAACCCAGAGAUUCAACAAAUUGUGCCAUACUUGAUCAAUGCCAUAGGUGAUCCAACAAAGCAUUUGGAGGAAGCUUUGGAUAAAUUGACAAAGACACAAUUUGUGCACUACAUUGACAGUUCUUCAUUAGCCCUUAUCAUACAUGUCAUACACAGAGCAAUGAAGGAUAGGUCUGCCUCUACAAAGAAAAAAGCAUGUCAAAUUGUGGGUAAUAUGGCAAUUUUGGUUGACUCCAAGGAUUUGCAACCAUAUUUGAAUGAGUUGGUUGAAGAGCUUGAAAUGGCCAUGGUUGACCCUGUGCCGGCAACCAGAUCUACUGCGGCUAGAGCUUUGGGUUCAUUAGUGGAAAAACUAGGCGAAGAUCAAUUCCCUGGGUUGAUUCCAAAAUUGAUCGAUACUUUGCACGACGAACAAAAGGCCGGAGAUCGUCUUGGUUCAGCGCAGGCAUUGUCAGAGGUUAUUUGUGGUCUUGGUGUCAACAAAUUGGAGGAACUUUUACCUUCAAUUAUUACAUCAGCCUCUUCCCCUCGUGCUGCAGUAAGAGCUGGGUUCAUGCCACUUUUGCUCUUUUUACCUGUUUGUUUUGGUUCUCAGUUUUCACCAUACUUGAGUAAAAUCAUUCCACCAAUUCUUAAUGGUCUUGCUGAUCUGGAUGAGGAGAUUAGAGAGACUGCAUUGAAAUCGGGUAGAUUGAUUGUCAAGAAUUAUGCUAAGAAGGCAGUUGAUUUGUUGUUGCCCGAAUUAGAAGCUGGAUUGUCCAACGAAUCUUAUCGUAUUCGUCUUUCUUCAUUGGAGCUUACUGGAGAUUUGUUAUUCCAAAUCACUGGUCUCUCUGGUAAGAAUGAACUUAUUGAAGACCAAGCUGUCAACAAGACUCUUGCCGAGUCACUUGGACAAGAUCGUCGUGAUCGUAUUUUGGCAGCAUUGUUUGUUUGUCGUUCAGAUGUUGCUGGUAUCGUUCGUAAUGCUAGUGCUGAUAUCUGGAAGGCUUUGGUCUCAAACACUCCUCGUACUGUUAAGGAGAUCUUGCCUUCAUUAACUACUCUUAUUGUGAGUAAGUUGGCAUCUGACGAUGAGACACAAAGAAUUAUUGCAGCACAAACAUUGGGUGAUAUGGUUCGUCGUGUUGGUGCAAAUGCCUUACCUCAGUUGUUGCCAACGUUACAAAAUGCCAAGGACCAAGAAGGUGCUUGUAUUGCCUUGACAGAGUUGAUCAAGUCAACUUCAUUGGAAGGAUUGACUACAUAUCAAGACACGUUUAUCACCAUUAUUCAUGAUGGUCUUGUUACAAACGAUAAACCAACCAGAAAUGCUGCUGCUCAAGCGUUUGAGGAAUUGCAUGCCAAGAUGGGCAAUUUCGUUGUUCACGAGAUUAUCCCACAAUUGUUGGCAGAGUUGAACACUACAACGGUGGUUGCUCUUGAAGAGUUGAUGGCUAACAAAGCAGACUUGAUCUUCCCAAUUACUCUUCCGGUAUUAUUGAAAGAACCAGUCAACUAUGGUGCAUUGGCUUCAUUAUCCUCGGUGGCUGGUACUGCAUUGUACAAGAAGCUUUCUGUCAUUAUCAACACCAUGGUGGAAGGUAUCGUAGCCGGCGAGGACUUGCAUGAUGAAUUUAACCAAGUUCUUCUCUCGGUUGAAGAUGAUGGUGCUCAUUUGUUGAUGCAACAAUUGUUGGCAUUGAUGAAGAAUGAAGAUCCAAAGAGGAGAGAAGUUAUAUUUGCUCAACUCGAUCAAUUCUUUGCUGAAGCUACAAUGGAUUAUUCGAUGUACCUCGAAGACUUUGUUUUCCAAAUGAUUUUGUCUCUUGCUGACCCAUCACCACAAGUUGUUAAGGGAAGUAUGGAGUCUCUUACAUCAUUGGUGAAGAGGCAACCAAAGGAGAUUUUGGAGAAGUUGGUCAAGCCUGCAAGCCAAGCAUUGAACCUUACUGGGUACGAGGUUGCAGGAUUUGCCUUGCCAAAAGGUCCAAACAGUAUUUUGCCAAUAUUCUUGCAUGGCUUGAUGUAUGGUACGCCCGAGCAAAGGGAGUUGUCAGCGUUGGCUAUCGCUGAUGUCAUUGAAAAGACUCCAGCUGAUAACUUGAAGACUUUGGCUACGGUGAUUAGUGGACCAAUGAUUAGGGUUAUUGGAGAGAAAGUUGCUACGAGUAUCAAAUCGGCUAUUCUUGUGGCAUUGAACAAUUUGUUGAACAAGAUUCCACAAUUUUUGAGAGCAUUCAUUCCACAAUUACAAAGAACCUUUGUGCGUUGUUUAAGUGACGUGACAAAUGAGACAUUGAGAAAGAGAGCUGUUGUUGCAUUAAGUACUUUGGUGCAGCACCAACCUCGUGUUGAUUCAUUGAUUACCGAGUUGGUGUCUAAUGCCAAAGCCACUGAAGAUUCUGGUGUCAAGUCCUCAAUGUUGCAGGGUAUGCUUGCUGUUGUGGAGACCAAGGGUGAGAUGUUAAGUGAAGCCUCGAAAUCUAGUCUUUUGUCGAUUGUUGAAGAAGAGAGCAUUGACUCGAUUUCAUCAGCAAAAUUAUUGGGUUCGUUGGCCAAUGUGUUGACCAAGGAAGAGACCAAUACAUUAUUGGAAAAGAAAGUGUUGAACAAUGAAUCGAAAUUCUCGGUGUUGGCAAUCAACUCUUUCUUGAAAUAUGCGCCUGAUUUAAUCAAGGAUAAUGCUAAUGUUGUAGAGUAUGUGAUUGCAUGUUCCGAUUCACCAGAGCCAUAUAUCAGUGAUAAUGCCACCAUUGCCAUUGGUAAGAUUUUGCUCAGUUCUGAUGAAUUGAAUGUCGAUUUGUUUAAACAGUUGGCCAAGUUGGUUCUUGCGCCUGCUUCAUCAUCUCCCGAUACUAAGAGACUUGCAUUGAUUGUUAUUCGUUCUGUUGCAAACAAGCACAAAGAUGCGAUUUCAGCCGAGCUUUUGGAUCUUGUUGUUCCUAGUGUUUUCGCUUCUGUAAGGGAUCCAAUUAUUCCCAUCAAGCUUGCUGCUGAGAAGGCGUAUUUGGAAAUUUUCCAAAUAGUUGAUCAGAACUUGACAGUGUUUGAUGCAUGGUUUGAUGGCAAGACAGAGAUUGUUACUGUUACUGGUACGCUGAUUGUUCCUAGAUCGAUUUCCGAUUACACAAAGAGAGUUGCUGUGAGAUUGGCAAAUGUCGAGAGGGAAAGAAUUGAACAAGGUGGAGAUGCAGAGACCUUGUUCAGUGAUCGUAUUGAAGACGAGAAAGAAAUUUGGUCGGUUGGUAUAUAA
This is a messenger RNA of Lodderomyces elongisporus, 7533 nucleotides long. RefSeq names its product Gcn1p (gene GCN1). The transcript has a single exon. NCBI's taxonomy places the organism in Eukaryota, Fungi, Ascomycota, Pichiomycetes, Serinales, Debaryomycetaceae. Gene Ontology annotation, biological process: regulation of translation; cellular response to amino acid starvation. The record is from RefSeq and is a predicted model, not a curated record. Gene Ontology annotation, molecular function: protein kinase regulator activity. Gene Ontology annotation, cellular component: cytosol. Bases 1 to 7533 code for a protein of 2510 amino acids.